Molecule: messenger RNA, 1215 nt
Organism: Aspergillus terreus NIH2624
Lineage: Eukaryota; Fungi; Ascomycota; Eurotiomycetes; Eurotiales; Aspergillaceae
Product: glycoside hydrolase family 5 protein
Exons: 2
Coding region: 1-1215 (404 amino acids)
Biological process (GO): glucan catabolic process
Cellular component (GO): cell surface; extracellular region
Molecular function (GO): beta-glucosidase activity
Source: RefSeq, a predicted model, not a curated record
AUGACCACCUACCAGACUCUCUUCUUGAUUCCUCUGGCUAUAUCCACCCUGGUGACCGCAUGGCUCCCCGAAACCGACAAGACAAUCACCUCUCGCAAUGGAACCAACCUCUUCGCGAGCUCAAAAGGCAAGAUCCGAGGAGUAAACAUGGGCUCGCAGUUCGUGUUUGAGCCCUGGAUCGCCGAAAAGGCCUGGUCAUCCAUGGGCUGCAAAGGACAAAAAUCCGAGUUUGACUGCGUCGUAUCAUUAGGCCAGGACGCGGCUAACAAAGCGUUUGCCCAGCACUGGGGCUCGUGGAUCACCCAGGACGAUAUCACGGAGAUCCAGAGUUACACGCUCAACACCAUCCGCGUUCCCAUAGGCUACUGGAUGAAGGAAGACCUUGUCAACAAGACCAGCGAGCAUUUCCCCCAGGGCGGCUUUGCGUACCUUGAAAAGCUGUGCGGAUGGGCCAGCGACGCCGGGCUGUACAUCAUUCUGGAUCUACACGGUGCACCGGGCGCGCAGACUCCGCAUAACCCGUUCACGGGACAGUAUGCGUCUACCGCGGGAUUCUACAAUGACUAUCAGUUUGGCCGGGCGUUGGAGUUCCUGGAGUGGAUAACGACAAAAGUCCACCAGAGCGAUAGUUUUCGCAACGUGGGAAUGCUCGAGAUUGUCAACGAGCCUCUGCAAAAUGCACAGAAGGUGGGCUCGAUGCGCUCGACCUACUAUCCAGACGCGUUUAAGCGGAUUCGUGCGGCAGAGCAGAAGCUCAAUGUUUCCAAGAGCGGCUAUCUCCAUAUUCAGAUGAUGGACAAGCUGUGGGGAUCUGGCGAUCCCGAGGAAUAUCUCACCGAUAAAUACUACGUCGCGUACGACGACCAUCGCUAUUUGAAGUGGGAUCCCAAGGUCAAUGUUUCUAAGGAGAACUAUAUCAGCACGUCGUGCAGCGAUGAGUUGGAUAGCAAUACUCCCACCAUCGUAGGCGAAUGGAGCCUGAGCGUCCCCGACGACGUGGCGAGUACUCCAGACUGGGAUAUGGAUACCAACAAGGACUUCUACAAGAAGUGGUUUGCUGCGCAGAUAACGGCGUAUGAGAAACAGCGUGGAUGGGUCUUUUGGACGUGGAAGACACAGCUGGGGGGCUAUCGGUGGUCUUAUAAAGAUGCGGUUGCAGCGGGAGUAGUUCCCGAAGAUAUUGAUUCAGCGUUGAACAUGGGUGUGUGUAACUGA